AUGGGGUCUACGGCGAUAGUCCUUCCAGGGGACAUCAUAUCUGCCGAUCAACUCCCCAACUCGGCCAAAAGAAAGAUCGGUCGAGGUAUACAGCAGGAAAGCGGUUCAGACAAUUUCACUUCGACCAUUGGAGGACUCCUCGAGGUGGAUUUCCGCAAGAAAAGUGCAUAUGUUCUAACGCCAGAUGCUCGGUACAUCCCCAAGGCCGGCGAUCUUGUCAUUGCCCAAGUCCGUCAAGGAUCGGCUGAUUUCUUCCAUCUUCACAUCAACGCACACUCCCCUCAAGCCGUCCUACCGUCACUGGCCUUUGAAGGAGCCUCCAAGAAGACCCGACCGCAACUCAAGAACGGCGAUGUCGUAUACGCCAAAGUUGUCUUUGCGCAAAAGGGCAUGGAGAUUGAGUUGACGUGCGUCAAUCCCUCGACCGGCAAGUCGGAACCGGAUGGGCUAGGAAAGCUGAAUGGAGGCAUGAUAUUCGACAUCAGUCCAGGUCUUGCGGACCGACUUCUGAGGAAGCAAGGUGUCACUGCUCUUGAAGAACUCGGGUCCAAGCUACAGGGAGGCUUCGAGAUUGCAGUUGGCAGGAAUGGCAAAGUCUGGGUCGACUGUCCUGAGUCAGGAGUCAAGGGAAUUGUCGCGGUUGGAAAAUGCUUGCAUGAAAUGGACGAAUUCGAAUUGACUCAAAAGGAGCAAAAGAAGCUGGCCACAAAAAUCAUCACCGAACUCGAGCGGGGUUGAGGCUACAUGUCUUCCUCGCCCAGACUAGUUUUGGGCAUUUCUCAAAACGUCUGCUGCCUCGAAGAUCAACGAGUUCUAUCACCAAGGAAAGCAUCGCCACGCACAGAAGCAUGGGGGCUAGAGAAAGGCCGGAUUCAUUUGGCCAUCUGUUGGGCUGUGGCCUUUAUCUCUCGCCCAUAGAGGAUGAUAGAAGUCCUUGGGUGCAAGUUUACGAGUCCUUGAUGGACUGUCUGAGAGCAGCAUUAAUUCCAC
Exophiala mesophila is the source of this 990-nucleotide messenger RNA. RefSeq lists its product as uncharacterized. Gene Ontology annotation, molecular function: RNA binding. The coding region runs from base 1 to 738 and encodes 245 amino acids. Gene Ontology annotation, cellular component: cytoplasmic exosome (RNase complex); nuclear exosome (RNase complex). The transcript has a single exon. The record is from RefSeq and is a predicted model, not a curated record. NCBI's taxonomy places the organism in Eukaryota, Fungi, Ascomycota, Eurotiomycetes, Chaetothyriales, Herpotrichiellaceae. Gene Ontology annotation, biological process: exonucleolytic trimming to generate mature 3'-end of 5.8S rRNA from tricistronic rRNA transcript (SSU-rRNA, 5.8S rRNA, LSU-rRNA); nuclear polyadenylation-dependent rRNA catabolic process; poly(A)-dependent snoRNA 3'-end processing.